Molecule: messenger RNA, 1233 nt
Organism: Adineta ricciae
Lineage: Eukaryota; Metazoa; Rotifera; Eurotatoria; Adinetida; Adinetidae
Source: the annotation of a GenBank genome assembly
AUGAUCGUGGUUGGAGGACUGCUCCGUGUUAGUUUUCGCGGUAAUGAUCUAUCUGGAAAAAUUCUUUUGGAUGCCAAUCAAUGGCAUCAUGUUACCUAUUCCUAUGAUCCUUUGAUAUUACAACAACGUAUUUACGUGAACCGAAUUUCUGAUGGAAUUCAAACGGCUAUCGUUGCAUUUCCACAAAUUACAGAUGUUAUAACUGUUGGUACGGCACCGGUAAUUCCUUUCACAGUUCCUAAAAAUGGUUUUAUUGAUAAAUUAACAUUUGAAUCGCGUGUAAAAAGCUUCGAAGAAAUUCUUGAUGAAGCAACUCUUGUUGCUUAUUAUCCAUUUGAUAAUUCAUAUGAUGAUGUUGGACCAAAUCGAAUGAUUAACAGUACAUUUCUUUCAACAACAUUUGAUUCAAAUGGUCGAUUCGGUCAAUGUUUAUUAAUUAAUUCAACAAAUUUAUCUUACUUUCAAGCAACAGGUUUUCAUUAUCUUGCUCAAUCAGAUUAUCCAUUUUCAUUUUCAUUAUGGAUUUAUCCAUUUGUUAAUAGUGGGACUAUUCUCCAGGUCAGUUCCGAAACCAGAUCGUGUGUACCAACAAUUGGUUUCGAUUCGUCAGGUCGCCUAACAAUUCAAACAUCAGAUAGCAUUGGUGUCUAUUCAAGUUCAUUUACUUCUGGAAUGAUCUCAUUAAACCAAUGGACUCAUAUAGUUAUGACUUAUUCCAAAACUAACGGUAUUCAACUAUUUGUUAGUGGACUAUUUUCAAGUGAAUAUAUUAAAUAUCGUACUUAUUUAGCAACAGGUUCAAGACAUACAAUCCUUGUAGGAACUUGUCUUUCACCAGACACUUGUUCUCAUGGGAAAACACGAAUUGUUCCAUCGCAAUUUCGAGGAAAGAUUGAUGAACUGAAAAUCUUUUCUCGUGAAUUAUCCUUCACUGAAAUCGCUCAAUUAGCUCAAGUAACAAUUCCAUAUGAAUACGGUUCAUCUAUUUUAUGGCAGUUUGAUAACAAUGCUUUAGAUAGCAUAUCGAAUCUUCAUGGAGUAACUGUUAAUUAUUGGAUUUACAACUUACGACAAUUAUUGCAACGACAUCGUAAUAUUGAAGGUGUAACAACACGUAUGAUGUUAAUUCAAAUGUUUGUUAUAUUCUUAAGUGGAAUUCUUGCAGCUAUAUGCAUAAUAUAUUUAUUAGCUAUAUCGAAUAUGCCGAAAACACGUCAUAAGGUCAUCAUAUGA